Molecule: messenger RNA, 3906 nt
Organism: Liolophura sinensis
Lineage: Eukaryota; Metazoa; Mollusca; Polyplacophora; Chitonida; Chitonidae
Product: sushi, von Willebrand factor type A, EGF and pentraxin domain-containing protein 1-like
Exons: 14
Coding region: 318-2576 (752 amino acids)
Source: RefSeq, a predicted model, not a curated record
UACCCACACCGCUCUCUGGUUCGCUACACUUGUCAGAAGGGCUUCUUCAGAAAGGCUAUCCUGAUAUCUUCUGUUACGCGGGGAUCUGGUACGGACACGCUCACGCACCCUUUACAUGUCAGUCUGUUCGUUGCCCUCGCCUCUCCCCACCUAAACAUGGUAAAGUUCAACCGGAUGGACUGGAAUUUGGAGCUACUGCACGAGUCAUCUGCGACGAGGGCUUCCGCCUGGUUGGACCAGAGACGAGAAGUUGCCAAGGUGACAAGACAUGGAGCGGAGAGGGUAACAGUUGCAAAGAAAUUGAAUGCGCGAAGCCGAUGCUUGAGUAUGGCAGUGUGAUUGUCAAGACGCCCAUAAAGUAUGGAGACAUAGCCAUAUUUAGUCUAAUUCCAGAAGCAAACACAUACGAGGGCUACAGAAAGAUGACUUGUGUGGAUGGCGCUUGGGACAGUGUACCAAAGUGCGAACCAAAGUCAUGUGAACAAACGCCGUCUCAGCUGAAUCAUGGGAUCACAACGUUUGACGAACUGGAACACGGAUCCCGAAUCCGAUAUUCCUGUGAUCCAGGCUAUACUCUCUCUCAUCACCAGAACAGAACCUGUGUACUUGGCAGAUGGACUGGUAUGAAACCCUGGUGCACAAAAAAUUAUUGUUCGUAUCCAAAAGAUUUACCCCUGGGUAUGGAAGUGAUGGAUGACUCAACAGCUACUAGAUUCGAGCACGACGCUAUUCUGAAAUUGCAAUGUAGAAAGGGAUAUAGAACUGUUCAUAAGGGAAUCAGUCCGCAAUUGACAUGUUACAACACCACGUGGGAAAUCAGUGGAAAUCUUCAAUGUGAGUCUGAACCUUGUUUUUACGAAGCGAAAUGGUUUGAGGAAGUAAUAUCUCAAACAUACACAGAGGACGGCCAAUUAAGUCACAUCUCCACUUUCCAGAUAAGAUGCAAAUAUCCUAAACGGUUUCAUUUGAAGGAUGGUGUCUCCAAAGCCAGAUGCCAUUACGGAGAAUGGCAACCCAGGGUCCCCAGUUGUGAAGCAGAAUCGUGUCAAGGAUAUGACGAUUUAGGCAGAGCAGAGGGUUAUCCUGCAUCUGACGGCGAUAUAAGGCAAGUUUUCUGUCCUCGUGGCUAUCACAUUGACAAGUUAACCAUUGAGGGAGAGUUUCUCUAUACAAGGAACGUCACUGCUGAAUGCUCCUUGGGCGAAUGGCGGCCGAUGGUACCCGAAUGUAAACCAGAUCCGUGCAAGUUACCGUCCUGGGGAAAUGUGGACAUGCGCUACGAGAAUGGGACAGGUGAUGUUGACGUCAUCGUUAGUCAUGACAUCAACGUCACGUUCUCCUGUGUCGAUGGUUACGUAUGGGAAAACGAAACAACUGACAUCACAGAUCUGAGUCUCAGCUGUCAAUCUGGAGAAUGGAUUGGGCCUCUUCCUCCUAAAUGCAUUCCAGAUGGAACGGGCUGUCUGGAUCCUGGGGACAUCCAAAAUGCAAACAAGACAAAUGUCCGGAUGGCGGACAAUGGAUAUUAUCCCAGCGGUGAAUUGCUGACCUACGAGUGCCACAAAGGUUUCCUUGUUGACGGGAUGAUCAGGAACCAGGAAAUCUUCUGUUUGGGAAAUGGAGCUUGGAGCGACAGUCUUUUCAAUUGCACAGCCCUGACCUGUGACAAACCUGAAAGCAUUAAAGACGGAUCGUAUUCUCCAGUAAAAGAGCUGUACUUUUAUAAUGAAUCCGUCACCUAUUCGUGUGAGAAUCCUAAGACAGUUUCUGGCUCAGCGAUUUUGACAUGCACGGAGGAUGGACAGUGGAAUAAAUGGAAGCCUGAAUGCAAAGUACCGAAAUGUCCCGAUCUACCUUGGCCUGAGAAGGGGCGUCGAGUGGGCAGCGGUCGGCAGGUCGGGGACAUUGUUUCUUUUGAAUGUAGCGCUGGGUACAGUGUGCACGGCUCCAAGGAGAGAACCUGCCAAACCAACAAAGAGUGGAGCGGAGAAAUAACAACAUGUGUUGCGGAUCUCGACCAGUGUGUCAUUCCCAAAGAAGGUAAGGAUGUCAGAUCGGUGUACCAUGAUGUCGGCAAACAUAGCCUGGAUGUUAGAAUGGGGGACCGCGUGAAAGAAGGGACCGUAAUGCUGUCCCGAUGUAAGCGGUUUAUAGACAUGUACUUCACCGGGGACCCAAAACGUGUUUGCGAGCACGGACAAUGGAUUGGUGUGGAGCCCAAGUGUACAUACACUUACCUCACUGAAGGCGCAUAUUCCCGUCGGUAUUAUCGCGAGGUGUCUCGUCCUGCACGCGGAAUCUCCAUAUCAGAUGAAGGUCAUUUAGAGGUCAGAAAGGGUUCUACCGUCAUUCUUGCUUGCCAGUUUGGAGAGGAACAAGUUUGGUCAUCUAUGAAAGGUUUACAUUCUGCUGACAUGGUAGAAAAGCCCGUAGAAUAUUACGCUGAUAGAAGAAGAAAAGUAGUGAAUAGCAAGCUGAGAAUUACAGAUGCCGACUCGCAUCACUCGGAUACUUAUUUUUGUUCCAGAUCACGCACAUCCAUUCCCACAGGAACAUUUACAAUAAAGGUAAUUUGAAUCCAGCCACUUGAAUUUUUAUUGCCGUGUACGUGAAUCUUUUUCUGCAACGAUAUUUUGUCGUCGAAAUACAAUAAAAGCCUUCAUGUCACACAGAGAUGAACUGGGUUAAUAACUGCAUAUAACAAGUCCAGCUCGCAUUAAAAGCACUAGUGUAUAACGUCAAUUUUAGAACAACUUCCCAGGUCGCCAUAGCAACCAUUUUCUCGCCUUGUUUUUGACCUUUAGAUUUAAUCAGCGAACCUGAUUGGUCGUGUUAACAGAUAAAAUGAAUGAAGUUUUUAUUAAAAAAGCAAGUUUUUAUAUCUGCUGAUCAAAUUAUUUGACUGACAAUCUGUCGUCUAAGUGUCGAAUAAGUAAAAUAUUCCCCUGAACGAUGUCCCGAAUUCUGCACAGCUGGGACCGCAGAUAAGGGAGAUUACCCUGUGGCAACAAAACACUGUUUGUUGCGAGCGAUCUUGAGGUGGGGGACAGCUGAUCGCGUCGAAAAAAAUUGAACAGAAGGAUUUGUUAGUGGAAUGUCAAUUUCCCGCUCCUUGUACUUUUCAGUCAUAUGACGACGAGGAAUCAUUAGGUGUGUAUAUAUAUUGUCUUCUUAUGGCAGGGCGAGUAUAAUGCCGAAGACACCAGAUAUGAAACCCCACUCAGUCACAUUAUACUGACAGCGAGCCAAUCAAACAUGUUUCUUUGCUCUGACCUCCCAGUGCUGAGCGCGAAGCAAGGUAGCAGCAGGUACCAUUUUUAAAAUCUUUGGAAAGAGCCGACCCUGGUUUGAUCCCGGGGUCUCUGGACUUCGCUUCUGGGGAUGAUUUGUUUGUUAGACUUGGAUUUUUUGUUGUAAUAUUAGAAUAUGUGUAGCCUACAGUUUCUCUUGAAAUGCAUUUCCAACACCAUCUCAUCGAAUGGAAUUUUUUUUCAUAGAAUCAGCUGUUCAUGCGCCCAAAACCAACUAGAAGAAAACAUACCUGUCUCUGUAUACUAACCACCGUAAGGAGGCUCAGCUUUGCGAUGUCGCCAGCUACUGUGCCUAUAUGGUUAAUUCUGGGAUCGGUUGAUAAAGUUACACGUACCACCUUAGUCGCCGUGAAUCGUUGUUUUUGUUGACCACCAACUUCGAUGUUUUGCCUGUGCUAGCUGUCUUUCACGUGUCAAGGUCGCAUACCACAAAAUACACAUUUUUUCGUCCAGCAGUUAUUAGUUCCCUAUGGGUAACGGGGGGCUGGGACCAUAGCUGUAUACCUCGUCUGCCAGUCUGUCACCAGUAAUGUUUUCGAACAUUUUUUCAAAAUGGUUUAUCGUAUGAAAUUGACACUUAGUAGACCGCUUCAUC